This is a messenger RNA of Rangifer tarandus platyrhynchus (Svalbard reindeer), 1722 nucleotides long. The record is from the annotation of a GenBank genome assembly. Lineage: Eukaryota; Metazoa; Chordata; Mammalia; Artiodactyla; Cervidae.
AUGUCCAAGGUGGCCAAGUAUCGCCGGCAGGUGAGCGAAGACCCCGACAUCGACAGCCUGCUGUCCACCCUGUCGCCUGAGGAGAUGGAGGAGCUGGAGAAGGAGCUGGACGUGGUGGACCCCGAUGGGAGCGUCCCCCUGGGCCUGCGCCAGAGGAACCAGACUGAGAAGCCGUCCACAGGCGCAUACAACCGGGAGGCCAUGCUCAACUUCUGUGAGAAGGAGACCAAGAAGCUCAUCCAGAGGGAGGCGUCCAUGGAUGAGGGCAAGCAAGUGGAGACCAAGACAGAUGCAAAAAAGGGAGAAGACAAGGGCAGAGAUGCUGGCAAGAAGCCCCUGGGCCCCAGACGGGACUCAGACCUGGGGAAGGAGCCGAAGAAGGGUGGCGUGAAGAAAAGUGUCUCGAGGGACAAGGACGAAGCUGACGGCAGGAGUGCAGAGAGGCCCAAGGAGGAAAAGCUCAUCAGGGGCCUGGAGAAGGGCCGGGUCAGGGCUGUGGUGGACAAGAAGGAGGCCGGGAAGGAGGGGCCGGCCGCCCCCCGGAAGGAUGAGGAGAAGCAGAGGAGUGUGAGCAGAGACAAGGGCAAGAAGGGCGAGCAGCCCGAUGCGGCGAGCAAGACAGCGGCGCCCGAGAAGGCCAAGGGGCCGCGGACGGGUGAGGAUGCCCGGGCGGAGGCCCAGGAGCCGAAGGGGGGAUGCGGGGACAGGGUUGCCAGGUCGGAGGAUGAGAAGGCCAAGAAGGAGGAGCCCCGCGAGGCAAAGGCCCCCCGAGAAGACAGCAAGACCCCAGCGCCAGAGAAACCCGCCCCUGGUGCCCCCGCGAAGCCUGCGGACGGGCCCGCCAAGGCCGAGGAGGAGGCGGCCCCCAGCAUCUUCGACGAGCCCCUGGAGAGGGUGAAGAGUAACGACCCAGAGGUGACGGAGGUGAACGUCAACAACUCGGACUGCAUCACCACCGAGAUCCUGGUGCGCUUUGCUGAAGCGCUGGAGUUCAACACGGCCGUCAAGGUCUUCGCCCUGGCCAACACGCGGGCAGAUGACCACGUGGCCUUUGCCAUCGCCAUCAUGCUCAAGGCCAACAAGACCAUCACCAGCCUGAACCUGGACUCCAACCACAUCACCAGCAAAGGCAUCCUGGCCAUCUUCCGGGCCCUGCUGCAGAACAGCUCUCUGACCGAGCUCCGCUUCCACAAUCAGCGCCACAUCUGUGGCGGCAAGACCGAGAUGGAGAUGGCCAAGCUGCUCAAGGAGAACACCACGCUGCUCAAGCUGGGCUACCACUUUGAGCUGGCCGGGCCUCGCAUGACCGUCACCAACCUGCUCAGCCGAAACAUGGACCGGCAGCGGCAGAAACGGCUGCAGGAGCAGCGGCAGGCGCAGGAGGCCCAGGCGGGGAAGGCGCUGCUGGAGGUGCCCCAGGCCCGGCCCCCUGCCCGGGGCUCCCCCAGGCCCUCCCUGCAGCCACCCCCCAAGGCUGCUCCUAAGAACUCGCCAGGCAAAGGGGGUGCCAUGGCUGCACCCCCCCCACCACCGCCGCCCCUGGCGCCCCCGCUCGUCAUGGAGAACCUGAGGAACUCACUGUCCCCGGCCACCCAGCGGAAAAUGGGCGACAAGGCCCUCCCCGCCCAGGAGAAGAACUCCCGGGACCAGCUGCUGGCGGCCAUCCGCUCCAGCAACCUCAAGCAGCUCAAGAAGGUGGAGGUGCCCAAGCUGCUGCAGUAG